AUGGUGAACACGAAAGAGGAGAUCAUGAGCUGUACGACAACCCCCAGGUGCCCGGACAAGAUGCAGGUGGUAGACAAGGAUGAGGCGGAAAAGACGAGGGAGGCAGAGUGGUCCCUGCUUCCUCAUGGGGAGGUGUCCCAGAUAGAUGGGGUCACCCUAGGGAAGCAGACGUGCAGCCUCUGGAAGAAAAUCUGGGCCUUCCAAGCCAGGCCUGACGACCUGGUCAUCGCUUCCUACCCAAAAGCAGGAACCACCUGGACUCAGGAAAUCGUGGAUUUGAUACAGAAUGACGGGGACAUUGAGAAGAGCCAGAGGAGCCCCAUUCAGCUGCGACAGCCUUUCCUGGAGUGGACACGAGCUACGGCCCCUUCUUCUUCACGGGACACCCCAGCUCCCAUGUCACAGGAACCAGGCACCAGACCCAGACACGAGGUGGUCCAGGAUGUCCCCGUUGGCACGAGGGGUUUUGGUGCCUCAAUGACAGCAGGAGUUGACCAUGCAAAUGCCAUACCUUCCCCGAGGACCCUGAAAACUCACCUUCCUGUACAACUGCUGCCUCCAUCUUUCUGGGAAAAAAACUGUAAGAUGAUCUACGUGGCAAGGAACGCCAAGGACAACAUGGUGUCCUACUACCACUUUCAAAGGAUGAACAAGAGGCUCCCGGACCCAGGGAGCUGGGACGAGUACUUUGAAAUCUUCCUGGCUGGCAAAGUGCUCUGGGGGUCCUGGUAUGAGCAUGUGAAAAGCUGGUGGAAGAAGAAAGACAGCCACCCCAUCCUCUACCUUUUCUAUGAAGACAUGCUGAAAGAUCCAAAACGUGAAAUUAGAAAAGUGAUGGAAUUCCUGGGAAAGAAUCUGAAAGAAGAGGUUUUAAACAAAAUUGUCUAUCACACUUCGUUCGACGUCAUGAAAAACAAUCCCAUGACCAACUACAUAGACGACAAGCACUUGAAUCACAAGCUCUCUCCAUUCAUGAGAAAAGGAGUCAUGGGAGAUUGGAAAAAUCAGUUCACUGAAGCUCAGAACAAGAAGUUUAAUGAAGACUAUGAGAAACACAUGGCUGAUACCUCGCUGACCUUCUGCAUGGAACCAUAAGGAGCAGCCUCUGUGGAGUGGAUUGCAUGACUUGA
Molecule: messenger RNA, 1130 nt
Organism: Phacochoerus africanus (Common warthog)
Lineage: Eukaryota; Metazoa; Chordata; Mammalia; Artiodactyla; Suidae
Product: sulfotransferase 1C4-like
Exons: 10
Coding region: 1-1095 (364 amino acids)
Biological process (GO): sulfation
Cellular component (GO): cytoplasm
Molecular function (GO): sulfotransferase activity
Source: RefSeq, a predicted model, not a curated record